GAACACAAACAGGCAGUUGUCUGUUUCUGGAGGAACUUUAAAGUAAGUUAGUUUGACAGCUAGUUCGGUGCUAGUUAUUGUGUUGUGACGGUGAACAGGUCGAUAGAGUCACCUGUUAAGACUGUUUAUAACCUGCAGAAUUUCAGCUGAGAGGCGGACAUGGUCUCCACGAUCCGGAACACAGACGUGAAGCAGGUCAGAUAGAAAGUGCAGGUGAAGAUGCAGGAUCUGUCUCCUCUGCAGAAAGAUGCUGAUCGCGCAGUGGUUGUCGCGGUAACGUCUCGUGCACUGUUUAAAUGUGGAGCUGAUGAUGGUGGUGAAGUGUACGGCGAGGGCGUGGCUUUCCCGCUGCUGCAGGCGCUACAGAGAGUGAAUGAACGUCUGCUGGAGGAGAAUCCUGCUGAGUCGCUGCUGUUUGAUGUCAUCCUGAUCACCACCAACAGCCAGCAACAGCAGCAGAGCUCCCGCAUCAUCUCCAGCACCCGACAUUACGGUCUCGAAGUCGGCAGGUUCUGUUUUUCCAGCGAGGAGGAUUUCAUCAAGAGUUUACUGAAAAAUAACGUGCAGCUCUUCCUGUCAACAGACAGAAACGAGGCGCAGCGGGCAUCACAGAAAGGUGUUCUCUCGGCGCUGCUGGACCAGCAGACGGCUUUCUGUCCGUCAGAGCAGCUCAGAGUCAUGUUCUGCGGGGACGCCGUCAUCCGGCCCGACACUGGCCCAAUGCCGGCGAGCCGUCAGGCUGCUCAGAGUUUCUCGGCUCAGCUGGGCAAGAUGCGGGGGAGGUUCAGCAUGUUGGAGAGCCCCCUCAGCAUCGUCCUGGUGACGUCGCGCGGCGGCAGGGAAAGCUGCGGCGGCGCCCUGCGAGCUCUGCGGUCCCGCGGCUUGAGCGUGGACGAAGCGUACAGCCUGGCCGGGGCCCCACGGGGCCCCAUCCUGUCCGUGCUCCGACCUCACUUCCUGCUCAGUGAUGGCUUCAGCAGCCUGGAGGAGUGAUGACGUCAUGAAGGGUUGUACUGUCACAUGACCUCACAAAAAACUUCCCUGUGUCUUUGAAACAAGCUGCCAAAUCCUCAAACUGAACUCAAAGUAAAAAAGCUGGGGGGGUUUUCAGCUCAUUGAGCGUUAAAGAGCCAAUCAGUGCUCCAAAGUGAAGCCCCGCCCACCACCAGAUUUCUAACCACACGAUUGGAUGCUGUUACACAGCAGUAAACUGGAGUUUUUGUUGACAAACAUGCUUUUUUAUUUUUCCUUUCAGAAAAAUGUAGCUUUCAAAUUGGAUGAUAUAAAUAAAUCUGGACCAAUCAUGUGUGUAACUAUUACAGUCCAAUAGUUUGUAAAUUCUACAUUAAAAACUCUGUUAUUGUGUUUGACCUUUGACCCUUAAUGCUGCUGAGCAGAGGCUGUUUGUCUUCUUCAGUUUCAUCAUUUCAACUUAUUUCAAAGAAACUUUCAGCUGUUACUUUGUGUUUUGUGUCUUUGCUUAUUGUCUGUAUUUAAGACUGUCCACGUCCUCUGCUGCUCCAUCACUUCGUUUAACCCCUCAUGUCCACAGGAUGUGUCCCUGUCUCGUCUACGUCACGGUUCAAACGUCAUCUGGAAGUGUUUCAGUCUUUCAGUAGUCUGUUCGUCAGCAGACACAUUUCUAUGUAGCUCAGAAUUGUUUUAAAGACAUUUGUUGUGUUUUAAAGCAGACUGAUAACAGUGAUUUUUUUUUUCUGAAGCACUGUAUGUUUAAACAGUGAGAUAUUACGGGGCCCCAGAGGUCUCAAAAGAUAAUAUUUUUUUGGUGGUAGGUGGCAGAACUUCUGUCUCAGUAUACACCUGUGGUCUUGAUAUAUGGAUUUGGAAGAUAUCCAAAUAUAAAACAUUAAAAAGAAAAAGGGAAAUACA
This is a messenger RNA of Siniperca chuatsi (mandarin fish), 1890 nucleotides long. RefSeq names its product cytosolic 5'-nucleotidase 1B. Lineage: Eukaryota; Metazoa; Chordata; Actinopteri; Centrarchiformes; Sinipercidae. The transcript is spliced from 6 exons. The record is from RefSeq and is a predicted model, not a curated record. Gene Ontology annotation, biological process: adenosine metabolic process; nucleotide metabolic process. Bases 220 to 993 code for a protein of 257 amino acids. Gene Ontology annotation, cellular component: cytoplasm; cytosol. Gene Ontology annotation, molecular function: nucleotide binding; 5'-nucleotidase activity; magnesium ion binding.